AUGAUUUUUCUUGGCGAGUUGGUCUGUGAGGGAUGCCGGAAGAUUAUCUCCUACCCGCUAGGGGCCAUCAGCUGCCGCUGCCGCAACUGCAACACCGUCAAUGCAGCGCAGAAUAUGCACCUUGAGUGCGGCUGCUGCGGCCAGUCCAUUCUCGUGCCCAUUAACACUCUGACAUUUCUCUGUCCCUGCUGCGCCACCGUGACGGACAUUCCGCAGUCCCUCCUGCCGCUUCUCGAGGAGCCGGUGGAUUCGGGUAUGCACGGGGAUCAGGCGCGUAAGACAAUCUACGUCACGUACCCGCAACCAGGCUCCCACAAGGGCGAUGUGAAGGAAGGGGAACAACGUCACAAGUCCCGCGAGGAGGAGGGGUCGACGGCUGAAGAGGAAGAGUCCUCAGUGAAUGAGGAGGAGGAGGGUCAUCAGCGGCGGCGACUGCGACAACGAAAGUCGCCACCCGUAGUGGUGGUGGGGACGCGAAUACUUUGA
Trypanosoma rangeli is the source of this 486-nucleotide messenger RNA. RefSeq lists its product as uncharacterized. The transcript has a single exon. Bases 1 to 486 code for a protein of 161 amino acids. NCBI's taxonomy places the organism in Eukaryota, Euglenozoa, Kinetoplastea, Trypanosomatida, Trypanosomatidae. The record is from RefSeq and is a predicted model, not a curated record.